AUGUCCGACCUCGAUGAGACUGCUUUGAGAACGCUGGUUCCUGCCAUUUUGGACAAGGCAAAUCUUGAACCUGGCGAAGUGGCGAAGUGGUCCUUACUAUUGGUCUUGCAGCCUGCCCUGGCAGCCGGAUAUGAGAUGCCGUGGGACCCUGUGACGGCGAAGGAGCCAUAUUAUGACCAGGAGAUGUACAACUACAUCGCCGAGAGACCUGGAGGUGUGUCGCUGGAGGUGAACCAUCUCUUGAAUCAGUGGCUCUUAGAGCUGGUCCCCGCGGGGGGCAACAACUUCAUUGUGAAAGCCAUCCCGGUGCACCUGGCGGAUAAGCUGCGACGCCUGGAUGAUACCACCAGGCAGGUCUAUCAGCAGAUCGAGAAGGCUGGGGACAGAGGCGCCUGGAGCAAAAGUCUGAAGGAUCAGACCAAACUGCAGCAGCACACCAUCACCAAGGCUACGAAAGAACUGAUGAAGAUGCAGCUGAUUAAGGAGGUGAAAUCAGUUCAAAACCGCAACCGCAAGGUCUUCAUGUUGAUCGAUUUGGAGCCCAGCAAGGAAGUCUCUGGAGGUACCUGGUACAAGGAUGGCGAGUUCAACACCAGCUACGUGGAGACCCUGCGUGAGCACUGCUUGACCUUUUUGGAGAAGAACCCGGGCCGGCCAGUGCCGCUGGCAGACAUACAUCGCUAUGUGAUGCAACAUCCUGGGCCUCAAGUUCCCACUGAGGAUGACAUCAGCUGCAUCAUGAAGACCUUGGAGUUGGAUGAGGAAGUGACCUCCGCGGUCUCCGCGACUGGACAGAGAGUCUUCAUGAAGAUGCGCAAAGGCGCCUUCGCCACCCACUUCGACCUCUUCGCGGCACGUUUGCCCAACUUCCUGCAGCCAGCCGAGGCGGUGCCGGGACAGAUGCUGGUGCCAUGCAUCUGCUGCCCACUGCGCAACGAGUGCAAGGCUGGCGGACGUGUUUGCCCCGAGAAGUGUGAAUACCUCACGAGGUGGCUACAAAAAGAUGAACCAGCACAAACGGAGGACUCGAUGGUGGAUUGGUAGCGUAAAAUGUGCCGCGUGAGC
Molecule: messenger RNA, 1065 nt
Organism: Cladocopium goreaui
Lineage: Eukaryota; Dinophyceae; Suessiales; Symbiodiniaceae
Source: the annotation of a GenBank genome assembly